AUGGCAAUGAAUCCGCUCGACGAGCAUUCAAUGGAGCUCGCACGGUGAGCUCAUACCCAGGAUAGGAGUAUCUCUUGAGACAUCGUUUCGCUAAUCGCUCUUUCUAGCUCCAUGGAGGUCCAGAACAUACCCGAGAAACUGCGCUGCGUCGCAUGUGACAAGCUCGCUGCCAAUCCCCGAAAACUGCCUUGCUGCGACAACACCAUAUGCGGCGACUGUAAGUACCCCAGCAUUCGCUUGGCCGAGGAAACGAGCGCUGACCGCGGUGAAGGUUACGAAAAUUUGGAGACCGAGGAAUGCCCCGUUUGCUCGCACUCGCCCUUCGACAAAGACACUUGCUCGCAAGCCAAAUCGCUCCAGACGACGAUCAAGGUCUUUCUCAAGAACGAGGCUAAGAAGAGAGGCAUUGAUCUCAAGACCGGUCAGAAGAUUGCCGCCAAAGCUCCAACUCCAGCGCCGGCAGCAGAAACACCAGCACCAGCGGCGUCUGAAGAUAAACCGUUCGCAACGGGGGAGUUCGAGGCUACUCCUGUAGCUAAUGGAGAAAACGAAGUUGUCGGGGCGCCCUCACAAGAUCAGGUUCUGCCUGCUGAGGGCGGAGCGGUACCUGGUAGCGAAGUAAGGGUGGACGCCCAGCACAACGAAAUUUUAAGCUUGCUGACAAGUCUUCAGACGCAGUACGGAGCUCCACAGACGAAUGAUGGCGCCGAGAAUGAGACUGGUGACCAGGAUCAGGACCAGGAUCAGGAUGACGAUGAGGAAGAGGAUGAUGACGAUGUGAUAAUCACUACUGAGCGACCAGAGAACGAGGAAAAGCAACAUGAGCAGCAAAGCGGAAAUGAAGAGCAGCAAAACGGACAGUCGUACACUGAAGGCCAAGAGUCCCAGCAGAACAUGCAAAUGGAUCCACAGCAAAACUUUCAAUUUGAACAGAACAUGGGCGGCUUCAAUAACGGAUCCUUCGGUAACAUGGGCAUGGGCAUGAACGGAUUCAACCCAAUGAUGGGGAUGAAUCCAAUGAUGAUGGCCAACAUGAUGGGUGAGUACCUCAACCCCAACAACCCUUCCAGACUGAGAAACAUCUCAGGCAUGCCCGGCAUGGACCCUUCGAUGAUGUUCGGCGGUAUGGGCGAUAUGGGCAUGAUGGGAAUGGGCAUGGGCAGCAGCAUGGGCAGCAUGGCAGGAAUGGGCGACUUCGGUGGCAUGAGUGGUCCUUCAAGUUUCUUGAAUCAAGGAAACUAUAUGCAAUCAAAUUACGGAAACCACCGCCAAAACAACUUUUUCAAUGAUCGCGGUUACGGUCGUGGAUACGGCCGCGGCGGCUUUGGUAGAGGCGCCCGAGGUCAGUAUGGUCGCGGCCGCGGCGGUGGCGGCUGGGGAUACCAGCAGCAGCAGCAGCAGCAGCACCCGCAGCAAUAUGGCCAGAACCAGCAAUUUGGACACAACCAGUUUGGUGGUCCACAGCAGAGCGGUGCCAACGCGCAGGAAGUCCCGAAUCGUCGCCGCGCUUCAGCUGUACACGAGGGUGGACAGGCAGGCAGUACCGCAGCUGGAGAGCGACCCAAGACUGCGGACGCUAAUGCCGACCAGGACACGGCCUUCGAUACUAAUCGCGCAGAGGAUACUAAUGUCACAGGCUCAAGCACGGACCAGCAGAGCGGAGAUGCCGAGAUGCCGAAUCGGGAUGCUCAAGGUAAGUCAAGUUCCUCCUCUUUGCUCCUGCUGUUUCGAUACUAAGUCACUUCUAAGAUGCAGACCUCGGCCUUGACGAACAGAACGCUGCUGGUGACGGCGUCAACGGAGACGGCAGCAUGUUGCAAGAGACAGGCGAUACCUCUACACUGCAAGCUGCAGGUAAUGGCGAAUUCGACGACGGCAUGCACGCCUACGGUGGCUACGGCAAUCAAAUGGGUGGACAAGGAGGCUUCAAGAGUCGUGAAGGCUUCCAUGGCUUUGGUGGCAGAGGCCAAGACAUGACCGAUCUCACUCCUACGGCAGCCCCACCCGUCAACGCCCCGACCGGACCCAAAGCCAUGCGACAGGGAUUGCCAAACACUGGCUGGGCCAGUCGUGCAUUUGCAGCGCCUCAGAAGCCUACUCCAACGCCAGCUCCAGAGGCGAGCGAGAAUAUGGAGUCCGAUGCACGUGACGAUGAAGACAUGAGGGACACAGACCAGCAGUUCGACGAUAGAGGCCGCUCUGAGGACCGCUCAAACUCUCGGCAUCGCAACAGCAAAGAUCGCGGUGAGCGUUCUGGACGAGAUGACGGUUACGAGUCGGACGAGACGUAUGCUCGUCGCAAGGAGCGCGAGCGACGCAAGCGCAAGGACCGUGAGGACCGCUAUGAGGAUGAGCGCGACGCAGACCGCGCGAGCAAGAAGUACCGCUCUCGCUCUGAGUCGCGCACCGAUGAAGGCUCUCGGCGCCGCCACCGCGAUCGCGAUGACGAGUACCGAUCUUCGCGUUCCCACCGCGAUGGUGAUCGUAAGGAUAAGGACAAAGACCGACAUCGCCGCCGUCAUCGAUCCCGCUCGCCUGGUAAGGAAGACAGCCACGAUGACCACUCGCGCCGCAAGAGCAAGCGAGACCACGAUCGUGGCGCGGAAUACGACGACCACAAAGACAGCCGGAGCCGUCGUAAGCAUUCCCGGCGUGAUGAGGAUGAAUACGACAUGGAAGACAGCAAGAAAGACCGCUCGCAUCGCUCAUCCAAAUAUGACCGCAACGGAAAGUCUCGCUCUCACCGCGAUUCCGAGCGCGAGCGCGAGCGUCCUCAGUCCGCCGUCAUCCAGCCACCAGACGACGAACUCGGCUUCAAGAUCAAAGGCUCCCGGUCGGCCAAGGCAGGCAAGGAGAAUGGCUCGAUGGGGCCACCCUCGUCGCGCCACGAUCGCCGCGGAAGUGGCCUCAACUCCGUCGCGGUCGCCACACCCCCCAGCACCGAUCCGUACGCCGAAGAGCGAGCGCGCGCGCAACAGGAUCGCGAGGCGAGGGAAGCGCAGCGGCGCAUGUCCUCCACGCAGACUUCCUCCUCCGCGUCGUCGUCACUGGGGAAGCGCGCUCGUGCCGCCGAGGAGGAAGAGGUCAUCGAUGCGCCGCGUGGCCCCAAGAAUGAUCGGAACCGGAGCCUGAAGAAGGGCAAGAAGGAGAGACGGAUUUCGUACAAGUAUGAGGAUGAGGUGGAGAUGCGUUGA
This is a messenger RNA of Lecanosticta acicola, 3194 nucleotides long. The record is from the annotation of a GenBank genome assembly. Lineage: Eukaryota; Fungi; Ascomycota; Dothideomycetes; Mycosphaerellales; Mycosphaerellaceae.